CAGCACGAUGCAUUACUUUGGACAGUUAAUAACAAUCACGACAGUGUAGGACACACUAAUUUAAAUCAUAAAUCAUUCAUAAUUGGUCAGUUUUAAGUUCAAAAUGAAGUUACAUCUAGUGUUAGUAGUGUCGUUAAUGUUAAUAGCAAGUUCUAAUUGUGGUCUCAUCGAUGGACUACUCGGAACAGUAAAAGACACCACAAGUUCUAUCACACAUGGCAUUGGUGGUGUUGUGCGCAGUGGCAAGAACUUCGUCUUCGGAGGAACAGAAACAACUGCAGAAGGCAGAACUGUGACAAAACCAGGUAUAGUUGGAACAAUAUCUAUGAAAAUACACGAUGUUUCACACGCAGUUAGAGAAGAAGUGAGAUCUGUGCUGUUCAUGUUUGAUGGAGAUCAAGAACAAGGACAAAGAGGAGUCAUAGGAAGAUUGUACGAUAGAAUGACAGGUCGUAUUUACAGAGUAAAGGGAUUCUUAUUUGGCAACAGCAGCAAACCAAACGAGAACGUAACAUACCCGCCGUUCAAGAAACUCGAAGGUGAUACCACAGUUUUAACUGACAGCCUGAAAAAACACUUCUUUAAGAAUAACACGAAUAGUUCUGGGAUCCAAAAAACGUUAGUGACCUUACAUGAUGCGAUUUAUAGGAUUCGUCACAAUAUGACGAGAAAUAACCAGGGUUCGAAUAAUUUUAAUGUAAAUAAGAUGGAUGAUGAAGAAGAUGGUGUGGGUCUGCUUGAUGUUCGAGCUUCUAUGACUGAUAUGGGUGCGGGAGCGAGAACUGACUUCGUAAACGGAGUAGACGCAGCAUACGAUAAGGUCAACGAGAACUUCAAUGCAGGACGGCAAAAAGCAAAAUCUUCUGUAGCAGAUGCGAAACAGAACACGCAAAAUUUUAUUGAAAACCAAAAGAAAAAUAUGCAGAAUAACUUAGAAAAUGAUGCUAAAAAGUUCAAAAGUGAUGUUGAUAACUCUCUUGAUGGUCUAGGGACAAAGAUGAAUGAAGAAUCCGAUUCGAUUAAAAAAUUGUUGGAGAAUGGUUACAGUCAAGUUAAUUUUGGUGCUCAUUAAAGAUUCAACUUUCCUUAAGAUUAUGUCCACGCUAAGAAGAAUAUUUUGUUAUUGAAGUGUAAUUAAAUGAAUUAAAAU
This is a messenger RNA of Helicoverpa armigera (cotton bollworm), 1150 nucleotides long. RefSeq lists its product as uncharacterized. Lineage: Eukaryota; Metazoa; Arthropoda; Insecta; Lepidoptera; Noctuidae. The transcript has a single exon. The coding region runs from base 104 to 1072 and encodes 322 amino acids. The record is from RefSeq and is a predicted model, not a curated record.